Messenger RNA from Periophthalmus magnuspinnatus, 3972 nucleotides. Its product is annotated as disks large-associated protein 4-like. The record is from RefSeq and is a predicted model, not a curated record. The coding region runs from base 83 to 3649 and encodes 1188 amino acids. Gene Ontology annotation, cellular component: glutamatergic synapse; postsynaptic specialization. Gene Ontology annotation, biological process: signaling. Lineage: Eukaryota; Metazoa; Chordata; Actinopteri; Gobiiformes; Gobiidae. Gene Ontology annotation, molecular function: molecular adaptor activity. The transcript has 19 exons.
GUGAACGAGCCUUUGACAAAUGAGCCACAAAUGACACUCCUCUGUGCUCGUCUCCUCUGAAAACGGGGUCGCCUUCACCAUCAUGAAGGGGCUCGGGGUCAACCGUAAUCGCCUACUGUCCGACUCCUGCGACCCCUCCUCCUCUCACCACCGGGAGGCGCUCUACCCCCCGAAAAACACCAUGAGCAGCAGCAGCACGCUACCGCGCUCUCCCUACCUCCUCACGCCCGCUCCGAUGGACCGCUAUGGGACCAUGGACCCUCACCUCUACUCCGCCAGCGCUCCAGACUGCGUGCUCAACAACCAAAUGCCCAACAGCAGCACAUUCCCUGGGCUUCACUACAACCACUAUGACUCCCAAGACUUCUCCCCUCCGGAAAGUCUAGGAGGAAUGGGAAGUUUAGGGACGUCUAUGUCUUUGGGAAUGCAGCCGGGAAUGGGCAUGUCAAGUUUACGAACUCCGAUGAUUACAAGUGGAUCUGCGACAAUAUCACACCACAUCAGCAAAAGUCAAAUCCCACAAAGUUUACUGGAAUUUGACAAAAAUCUUCCAGGAGGUAGGGAUGGGUUUAGCACGCUGCAGUUCCACAGAACCACAGCGUUAGCAAAUUCCAAACAGCGCACGGAUAGUCCAGGGAAAAUACGCUACAUGCUGAAUUCGGUCCAGAAACUGUUCAACAAAACUCAAUCCAUGGAAGGGCAUCAGGUUAAAAAUGUUAACGGGCGGUCGUCUGGGAGCGGAGGGGGGUCUUCGAGUGCAGAGGAUGGAGGGAAGCAGACCCGGAGAGCAAAGAGCAAAGACCGUGGUACCAAAGAACCAAAGAGGCGUCCGAGGUCUAACAUGUCGGGAUACUGGAGCUCCGAUGACUUGGACAGCAGUGACGUGAGCAGCUACCACCACACACUGGGUCGACUGGGCACGCACGACGGGCUGCAGAGCCCUCAGCAGAGAUACAUCCACAGCGGCUACAACACCAUCAGCUCAUCCAAAAGCAGCGGAGAGAUGAAGUUCUCCACUCCGGCGAGAGGGGAGGGGCUAGGGGGCCUGGGGGGUCUGGGAUCUCUGGGUGUCUCUGAUCAGGACUACAUCAAAGGAGGGUCCUGGUCCACCCUCACCAUGGGACAGCCGCCGCGCCAGCUCCUCCAACAGGGGGCGCACACACUGGACCGCUCUAUGCUCAAGUCCAAGUCCUGCCAACAAGAGCUCAGCACCAACUACCUGCAGGUCGGGAGGAGGCAUGACUGGAGCAGCAGCCUGGGCAGGGGCGGGGCCAUGGGGAGGGGCCUUGCCAUGGAGAUCCCCUGUCGGCGAAUGAGGAGCGGGAGCUACGUGAAGGCCAUGGGCGACACGGCCGACAGUGAUGACUCCGACCUCAGCCCCAAACCCUCACCUAAAAGCGCCGCCCGCAGGCAGAGCUACCUACGGGCGACGCAGCAGAGCCUGAGUGACCAACUGCCCCCAAGGAACAGGAUGGUGGACUGGGGAUUUCUUCAUGGACACUCUCUGGAUGUGCUCUGGUCCCCUGUGCACCACAGCGCCCCCCUGCUGCAGCACAUGGGCAGGUCCAUGAGCAGCUGUCUUCCAUCCCUCCAGGAGUUGUCCACUACCCCUACCCUGGGUCAGAUGCACUCUUUGGGGGGAGAGCGCUUGGAUUCACUGGGUGGGACCGUGUCUUCUGGAUGGGACGAUGAUGAUCUGAGAGAAGCCGUGAACUCGCUGGCCCGCCGCAGUCGCAUGGGACAGUUGAGGGACAUGGACAGUGGACCUUAUGAGGACCACAGCUCUGAGUCCACCUACAGAGACUCCAGGUCCCAGUCCCAGGACUCUCCCCCUGAUCUGCCCUGUGACCUACCCUCCCAUCUGCCCCCUGACCUGCCCCGCCCCUCCUGCUUCCGCUCGCGCAGCCACAGUUACCUGAGGGCGAUCCAGGCCGGCUGCUCCCAGGAUGAAGACUCUCUGUCUCUGGAGUCCACGUCCCCGCCCCCAACCGAGAGCAGCGUGAGGACAUACAGCACCAGUACAGACGACCUCUCAGCUCAGUGGACUCAGUGGAAGCAUCAGUUUGGCUCGUACCUGAAGGCUACAGGUUUGGACAAAGCUCCUAAAGAGAAACAACUGGCUGUGUUACUGCAGAGACUCGACCUGCACCUGCCCCAAGCCCCACCCACUACCACAGUCUCCACCUGCAUCUCCACCUGUAAGCGCACCGCCCCUCCCCCCGUGCCCCCCCGCACCACCUCCAAACCCUACAUCUCUGUCACGGUCCAGAGCAGCACCGAGUCAGCCCAGGACACGUACCUGGAAGAGGAGGGGCGGAGGUCGGAGGUCACCAGCCAAUCCAGCCAGGCCCACAGUAACUCCUCGGAUAGCCUGGAUAGCACGCAUGCUAACAGCCUCGCGCGUGGCAUCAGACGACCUCCUCAGAUCACCGCCAUCACCAGGGAAACCAGAGAAGCCAUCCCCCCUAACAGAUCUCACGCUGCCACGGAAACCACAGACUGUGCGGCUAAAGCUAACGCCACAUUAACAGGAAUGGCUAAAGCUAAUGCCACACUAACACCGGAGGAGCAGCAUGAAGCACUGGCCCCCAGGAGGAAGCUGUCCUCCAUAGGCAUCCAGGUGGACUGUCUCCAGGACUCCUCUGACCCCGCCCCCCGGGAGGACACGCCCCCUCUGAGCCGCUUCCAGUCCAUCGGGGUCCAGGUGGAGGACGGCUGGCAGAGUCGCUCCAGCAGCAUGACCAAACAGGAAACUGACUCUGACACUCAGGAAGAACCACACCCUUUGUAUAAGCCCCAAACAAAACCCUCAGAGAAGAAAGUGAUGGUCAGCUGUGGCAGCCAAUCAAUGGCUCAGGACUCUCUGGACCAGGAAGUGCCCGCCCCCUCAACCAUUACACGGCAGAUCCUCAACAGAUCUACCACCCGGAGCAGCUCAGACUCGUUCUCAGAGAGCUUGGAUCCUGCCUUGGACCCGUCCUGCCUGCCCCCUCCAGACCCGUGGCUGGAGAGCGGGGUGUCGGGGGGAGGUGGAGCAGCUCUUACCCAAGGAGGAGUGAGUACUCCUGGGGGAAACCUGUGCCGACGUGAUGGGCAGUGGUUUCUGAAGCUCCUGGAGGCCGAGAGAGGGCGCAUGGAGGGCUGGUGUGAGCAGAUGGAGCAGGAGACACAACACCACCAACUGUCAGAUGAGGUCUUGGGGAAAGUGCGCAGUGCUGUGGGCAGUGCUCAGCUCCUCAUGUCUCAGAAGUUUCUGCAAUUUCAGGCACUUUGUGAACAAAACCUGGACCCCCUCUGCUCAUCCCACCCCACCCCUCAGGACCUGGCCGGGUUCUGGGACCAGCUCCAGGUCUCCAUCGAGGACCUCAGCCUCAAGUUUGAUGAACUCUACCACCUCAAAUCCAACGAGUGGCAGCCCCCCGAGAGGAAGGAGCUCCAGGAGAGGCCAGCGGCGGCGGUGAAGAAGCCCGCUAAAGGUCGCUCGUCUCUAGGUCGAGAGCAGAGCGUGGACCCCCCCUCCGGCUCCAGACAAGAAGCUCGUAAACGCCUCGUUGCAGCCAAAAAAUCCACGUCUUUUCGGCAGAACUCAGCAACGGAGAGCGCGGACAGCCUGGAAAUGUACGUCCCCGAGGCCCAAACCCGGCUGUGAAUCCGGAUCUGGACCGGACUUAGGGACCCCUAACCUGGAUCGAAACUGGACCAGGACUGUGGACUGGGGCACAUUUCUAAAACACUUUCAUAGCCUAAAUAGACAUGAAGCAAUCAGAUACUUAUAUUUUGGACAUUUGAGGCUCAAAAAUUGACUGGUUGCAAUAAAAGAAAGAGGAUAAACUUUUAUUACAUGUUGAAGUUUUAAAUAAAUUAUGGACUUUUGACGCAGAAGUUCCAGGUCGGAUGCUGCCAAACGUCACUGCAGAUAUAAUGCGUACAUGAGUUUAAAUGAUGGGACUUCAGAAUGUGGAUCAGAACGAC